AUGGCCUCGGCACUCACAGUCGUCCUGCCCGGCGAUGUCGUAGCACAAGACGCGCUGCCGACAGGCACCGGCAAGAAGAAAACGCUCACCCUGGGCCCUGGCCUCCGACACAUCCCACCAAACACCGUCACCACCACCGUCGCCGGCACGCUCGUGACCGACAACAGGAAGAAUGCCGCGCUGGUCGAGUACAACAGCGGCCGGUACACGCCCUUCGCCGGCGACCUCGUCAUAGCCACGGUCAACGGCUCAGCAGCUGAGAACUUCAACUGCCUGCUCACCCCCGAAACGCCGCCCGCCGCCCUCCCGCACCUAGCCUUCGAAGGCGCCACCAAGAAAACCCGCCCCCAGCUCCCUCCCAACUCGCUCGUCUACUGCCGCGUCGCCAGCGCCGGCAAAGACCAGCCGCCAGAGCUGACCUGCGUCGACCCAUCGACCGGGAAAGGCGAGGGACUCGGUCCGCUCAAGGGCGGCAUGUUGUUCAAGAUCAGUCUGGGCAUGGCGAGGAGGUUGCUUGCGCCGAAGAGCGAGCUGGCGCUGCUCGAUGUAGUGGGUGCAAAGGUUGGGUUCGAGAUCACGGUGGGCAGGAACGGGCUUGUGCAUGUGGAUGGCGGGAACGUGAGGACGACGUUGGCGGUAGGCAGGGGGAUUCAGGAGGUCGAUCAGAAGGCGCUUGGGGAGAGUGGGCAGCGGAAGCUGGCUGCUGAUGUUUUGAAGAGCCUCUGA
Macroventuria anomochaeta is the source of this 726-nucleotide messenger RNA. RefSeq lists its product as uncharacterized. Gene Ontology annotation, molecular function: RNA binding. The coding region runs from base 1 to 726 and encodes 241 amino acids. The record is from RefSeq and is a predicted model, not a curated record. Gene Ontology annotation, cellular component: nuclear exosome (RNase complex); cytoplasmic exosome (RNase complex). The transcript has 2 exons. Gene Ontology annotation, biological process: U4 snRNA 3'-end processing; TRAMP-dependent tRNA surveillance pathway; exonucleolytic trimming to generate mature 3'-end of 5.8S rRNA from tricistronic rRNA transcript (SSU-rRNA, 5.8S rRNA, LSU-rRNA). NCBI's taxonomy places the organism in Eukaryota, Fungi, Ascomycota, Dothideomycetes, Pleosporales, Didymellaceae.